CAUCUCUCUGUUUCACGCAUUAGGUGUUCGCAAUUCUAUUAGUCCCUCAUAAAAGGAUUCUUUGAUAGUUUUGUGAAGAAUCGACGAUUUAUAAACAUGUCAACAAGCCCUGCGGUGCGUAGCCCCUAAAUGGACAUCGCAUUUAACUUGAACGUCGACUAUGAACUAAGAAAAAUAUUUACAACUGUCAUCAACAUACUAUGGUUUCACUUUUCUUCUGAAGCACCAGCUGCCUGUAUAUUUGAUUUUGUAAUUAACUGUUGAGGAGUUAAUUUAUUCACCCAUCGCGUACCACAAAAGUCAAUUCAUACAGAAGUGUAAUCCAUUGAUACAACGAACAAGGUGGGAGCGUGAAAAUUAGGUAAGCUUUGUGCUGCCCGCGGAAUCCAGUCUGUCUACGUGUAAUUUUUCCGUCUAAAACAGCAGCUGUUUACACCAGAGAGUACUUGGAAUACUCGUGAAACAAAGGCCACUUACUGACAAAUCAUGCAGACUUCUGUUUGCUGUUGUACGAGGUUACUUCUUACAGGUCUACGUCGUUGUAAGCUACAUGUAGCAGUUUUGUUUUGACACAAAUUUAACCCUUCAAGCACUGUUUUUUCUAAGGUUAAUUUUCGUCACUUCACAUGUCUUAUGUUUGAGUAAAAGUACAGGCACUUAGGCUAUUGAGUCGUGUCGAAGAUGCAAAGGACGUGUGAAUGGACGAAUUUUUACACGCUUUAUGCAUUCACGUCGCGAAGACACAAGUGUGGUCAUUAUUGAUAGUAAUGUUUAAUUUAGUUCUUUCGCAUCAAGAAUUACUACAGUGUUCAUGCUAGCGUGAGUUUUACUUUUGGUAUAAUUUUAAUACAGAUAAUGGGCAGUAAUAAACUCACUCUGACAAACCAAUUAUUUGCGUCCGUCUGAUGUGGAAGUUUCGAAUCAGUAUUCUUGUCUUCUUUUCACAGAAUGAGUGCCCUCUCGAUUCCUUUGUGUGUUUCGCUUUUGGGGCUUUUCUCUGGCGUUUGCGGUAUGUUUUUUUCAAUCCUUAUUUCUCUGUGGUUAUCCAAAGAUAUUUACAUAUAUGAUCAAAUUCGAGAUAGAUGAAAUAUUCGCUUUUUCGAAUUCACAGCAAACAUACACCGACACCUUUUCAAUUCUUAGGGAAUUGUGUUGGCGUAACCUAGUAUCCUAGCUAAACGAAACAACGAUUUUGCCUGCAGGCAUACUUGUCAAAAUUUCUUCGAUUUGCAUGCAAAUUUAUUGAAGCAUUUGUUUGAAGGAAAAGGUCGAUGUUUUCAUUAUUGUUUCAAUUAUGAAAAUAGCGUGAUCAGACAGCUGGUAGUAGUGACCAAUAGUCGCAAGUUUUAGAAAUUAAUUUACUUAAAAUAAUUUAAAGCCAAAUGAUUUUCCAAAGGAAAGCGGCAUCUUGUCUUGGUUUUAAUCUAAAGAAGUUCUAAAGUAUGUUUGAAUCGUAUUCUUCCUUAAUUUCUCUACAUGGGGUGGGGAAAUACGAGUUUCCGAUAUUAUGUAUAUUGAUUCCACUCUCCAAAAAACAAAAUACAAAAAGAAAUGUUGUUGGUUUCAAAUGUUCAAUAAUUGCUAUUACCACACUUUGUGAAUUUUCACGCGUGUUAAAACUCAGAUUAAUGAAAAGGAUAUUAGAUAAGAUUAUACUAAUGCCUAAUAUUUUAAGGUUACAAAUUUAAGUUACUUUACUUGAUUUGUCCAAUUUUAGUUAACAAGCUGCACUAAAAUUCUUAAUUUAAAGAGGUAAACAUUAAAUAAUUUAGUGUUCUUUAACCCUUUAAACCCAAGGGGUGACCAGCAUCUAAUUUCUCCUUACCAUAUCACCCCUAAAUCACACUUCAAGGUCAGGAGAAUAAAGAAAAUUAUCACCAACAAAAGAAGCUCUUGAUUGUUUAAUAAAUUCUCCCUGUCAGUACCUUUGGAAAUGUAUAGAGAACAUUAUGGAGAAUAUGCAUCCUGAUGUUAGGGUGUAAAGCAUUAAUAGCUGUAAGACUUAUUCUUAUGCUUGAUUGUCUUAUCAAACUUUAUGGUGAUUUCAUUCAUGAUGAUUUUAUCAAGGAUAAUUCAUUUACUUAUUUGUAGUCUUUGAAUUGGUAUCAAUUUGUACAGGAAAAAAAGUGAUAUAUUUUCAGAACUAAGUAACACUUAAAUUCCCCAGAUCUGAUUAUUAAUUCUUGCUUCUAGCUGCUACAUAUUUCCUUGUAAAUUUGUUACAAGAAUCUGGUGUUAGAUAAAGAUAUCAACUUCUAUCUGAUCAGUUUGAGUAUUCCCAUUACCUGUUUGCUGCUUAAUGUAUAGAUAUUAUAGGGAGAACUUACAAGUCAAUCACUUCUGGAACUUACAUGGUUAACAUCCAUUUUGUGUCCUAAAUUUGAGCACAAUUUUGAUUAAUUGGUUAGAAGAUUGUGAAUUGUUUCAGUUCUAUCAGAAACCAUUCUAAAACCCUUGUCUUGGAGUUGUUCAAAAUUUGUUACUCACUUUUAAAAUUAACCUUUAACUCCCAUAAGUGAUUAACAUGAAAUUUCUCCCUAUAGCAUCCAUACAUUAUCCAGCAAACAGGUUAUGAGAAUACUCAAAAUUAUCGGUUAGAAGUUGUUAUCUUGAUCUAACACCAAAUUUUCUCAACUAAAUUACAAGGAAAUGUGUAGAAGCUAGGAGGGAGAAUUAUGGAUCAGAUCUGGAGAGAGACUCAUUUCUAUCUUAUUAUUAACUGUGUGAUACCUUUUUAAAAAAGUUGUAGGUGUUCGCAUUGAUUGUACAACAAUAGAAUCUUCAUGUGGAGCCUGUAUACAGAACAUAGACCCACCAUGUUCCUGGUGUGAGGAUGCAGUAAGUGUCUCAGUUGUUAUUUUCCCUUACAGGGAGUAUCCAAAGGGGUCUCUAAAGAGGAAAGGUGCUUACUUGGUUUUUAAAUCUAAUAACCAGAUGUGUCUGAUCCUUUUUUUUUAUUUGAAUAAUAUCUGUAAACAUUGUACAUCAAAGUAAACUGUGUAUUAACAUACAUAGUGGGUGUUAAUUAAAAGUUUUUAUCAGUUCUUUUGACUUUUAUCCUAAACACAUUCAGGAGAAAAAUGGGAUAAAAUUGCAAAUUUGUCAAUGAUCAGAAAGUGAUUCUUGUUCCUUUUGACAGGAAUAUAUGUGGUUGGAGCAGCCAAGAGCAAGGUGUGACAACGUCAAGAAUCAUACUAGAAAUGGCUGCAAGAAGAUAGCAAAUCCUAAAUCUAAUUAUGUUACACAUGAGGUAAGUAAAGCAGCUAGUAAGCUCCUCUUCUUGGUAACCUCUAAGUAAGUUUGUAAGGUAUGGAGGAAAAACUGAAAUCCAGUUUAGUCACAUGUGUGCGGGUGGAAUCAAAUUGCUGCCUCACUGUCUGGGACUGUUUCCAAUAAGAAAAUUAAUAAUUUUUGUGAUAGGAAAAAUCAAAUUUUCUGUUUGAGCAGACAUUUAUUGUUAAAUUUUUCAAAGCAGAUGAGCCACAAGUUCCUAAAAAGUUGUGCAUACAAGACAUUAGCUAAAAAUGCUUGGUGUUUUUCCAUGGUGUCCUUAUCAGAUUUUGUUAAUUCUGCUUGGUCUAAAAACUUUCUACCCUAUUGUGAAUGUUUGUCUAACUAUUUUGUUUCAAUUACUUCCAGAGUAAACCACUUAAUGAAGAUGUCAAAGUCACCCCUCAGAAUUUAACUUUGUCACUUAGACCAGGUACCAUUACAUUGUAAUAAUACUUUCUUAUUAAUGGCUGAUUCAUGGUGCUGUUACCUUUGAUAGAGCAGGCAUCAGGGUAAAAUCUUACCUAGAAAAUACAAACCCCUUGGCAUGACAUUAGUGACUCAAGGCUCAAUAGGUUUUCCUGAUCAAAACCCUGUGGACACAAAUCCAACAUACAAACGUUGUCUUUCCAUGGAAGUUACAGGGUUAGUGUGGGUGCUCAAAAACCUGUAAAGUCCUGGGAUUUUAUUUGGACAUUUUCCAGGUGUGAAAAGUUCUUGAAAAGGAAUACAGGUCCUGGAAAGUCCCAGAAAUCUGCUUAAAUUAGGCAGUAAAGUUUUCAGAAUCUGCAUUAUAAGAAACUGUAGACUGCAAGGAGAAUUGAUCUUGAAAUCUUGGAAAUGAAAGGGUUUAAGGUGGAAGUUGGAGCCCUUGAAAAAUCAAUCUAAGUUCUAGAAAAGUCCUGGAAAAGUCCUUGAAAUUUGUUUCUGAAAAAGGGCACAAACCCUGUUAUAAUGUUUUGAGCAAGGUGUCUGCAGUAUCUGAUUGGGUGGCCUGUGGGAAAAGUAAAGACAACCAGAGCCAUAGAAUGACAUGUUCCUUGAUCAAAAGAAGCAUAUCCCUGGGACAGAAGCAUUUUAACAUCAAAGUGAAAUUUAUGAGGCUCAAUUCUUUUUUUGCUUGAUCAUACAUUCCUUAAUUGGUUAUUUACAUAACUGUUUGCACUGGAUUGAAGCUUGGCAACUACUUUUGCUGUCUUUUCAGAAAGCUCUGCUUGAGCUUGAAGCUGUGAGUCCUUCAGUAUGAAUAAUGACUUGCAUUCUUACACAAACAGGUCAACCAGCAACUAUUAAAGUGGAUGUUAAGAUGCCUGAAAAUUAUCCAGUAGAUCUUUAUUACCUAAUGGAUUUAUCAGGCUCAAUGGUAGAAGAUCUUAAAAAGUUUCCAACUCUUGGCCAGCAGAUAGGUACCUACCUUUAUAGCAACUUAUAAACUAGUUGUUUGAUAUAAACCACUCUGAGUGUGAUAUGUGAUGAGAUUGUUUUGCUGAGGAGCAGUCUGAAAACCACUGUGAUUGUUUUUCAGUUGCGAGUGGUUUGCUUCCAUCUUUCACUAAAUAGAUGUAACUUAUUUUUGCCAAUACAUGUACAUUGACCCUGAUAGUCAAAUUUUAUGAAGCAAAGCUCUAUCAUUUUAUAGGCAAACUAUUCCUCACACCACUUCUGACACUUCCUUCAGGUUGUGCAAACAUCUUUGGUACCAACAACAAUCCUUUUCAGGACUACAAGUGCCCACUUUUUUCUCCAGGUCAUACAUGCACGCCACAUGCCCAACCAAUUAUGCAUGUUAUCAUAAUUGUAUCUAUUCAAAUCACCCAUGGUAGUGUGCCUCCCUGUAAAUUUUCCCUUUUUUUAUUCAACUGUAACUUAUUUCUUUUGUUCUCUUUACAGCUAAAGAAAUGAAGAACAUCACAAACAGAUUCCGUCUUGGUUUUGGAGGAUUUGUAGACAAGCCAGUAGCCCCUUACAUUGACACUGCACCUGAAGCGUAAGAAUUCUAUUAAACUCAAGUUUGGUAUUAUUUUGCAGUCAUAACCAUUACCUUACCCUCUGAGCAUAUUAUGUGCAUUUCUGCAAAGCGGCCCAUAACAUAAUUGAUGGUAAUGUACAUAACAAAAUUUUUGAGGUUGCAUCCACAACUCCAUUGCUCACAUAUUAUGAAAAAGGGGCAGUAGUUGACAUAGUAACAGGGGUUUUAAAAUGUUUUGAAGAAGGCACCAGACUCUGUAAAAGUAGGUGACUAUGAAAACUUUAUUUAGGGUCAAAAGAUAAGUUUUUUGACCAGAGUAACCAACAACAACCGGGCUUGUUUUGAAACCCCAGUGUUAAUUUCAAAGGGACUAAAAUUGCAGCAGGUGAGGCAAAGGUUGAGGGUAAUACAGCUAAAGAUGCUACCCUUUUCCUGUUUUCUCAUUGGCUGUAUUUUCUGCGGCAAGAUAUAGAUACUUGCAGUAAGUAAAUGUGCUUUUCUUAACAGGUUAAAACAUCCACUGGAUGCAACUGCUGCAAACCCUGUCUCUGUUCCAGCUUUUGGUUUUAUCAAUCAACUAAAAUUGACUCCAAAUUACUCUGAGUUUGAAGUAAGUGAUUGCUAAAUAUUUGUGGAUUAGAUUCAUGGCAUUUUACAAAAUAUUACUCUACUUACAAUACACUACAGGACUCAGGUACAAUAUGUCACUUAAAAAUUUAUUGAGAACACACUACUAACAAAGUUUAGUUUACAAUAAACUUGAUUACAGUAGAUGACUUACUCUCGAUUACUUACACUACCUACACAAUACUCUACAUUUACAUUAUUUUGUGACAGAUUACACUACUUUCAAUAUGUUAUGGUAAAUUACUUACAGUAUCUUACUAAUAGUAUAUAGAAAAAUUGUAUGCUUUGCAAUAAAAUUUGACUUUUUAUGCUACUCUGCAUUUUUGUAUGAAACUGACAAAAUGCUUGUGGGAGGGUGGGCUGGGGCUAGGGCUGUUAGGGAUAGCACUGCAGUGGAUUCGUAUUCCAACAAGAAUAAGGAGUAUUUCUCCCUUUGACAUCAUGCUACAAAAACGAAGAUAAGCCUUAGAAGCUGUGAGAGUCACUCCUGUGCCCAUACCUUCUUUGUGUUCAUGCUGUAGAUUGAAACUGUUUGAAGGACGAGUUUGUGUCUCUUGAUUAGCUUGACUACUUCUAUCAGUUAACAGUUUUUAAAAUUCAUAAUAUACUUUUUAAUUUGGGGUUUUGGUGUUUCUUUGUUGAUUAGAGUGCUGUUCAGCGAGUGAAUAUUUCGGGGAAUAUUGACAAUCCUGAAGGAACUUUGGAUGCACUAAUGCAGAUUGCCGUCUGUGGUCCGGUAAGACUCGUGUACAUUGUAGAUCUGUAUAAUGAUCAAAGUCGUUGAUCAAGUCAGUUAUGUCAUAAUCUUAUGAGGAAAUGUACAGAAUAUUGUUUGUUUGUAAGUAAAUUUGACAUUAUAGGGAACUAUUAAUUUUUAUCAUCUACAUCAUUCAGUAUUAUUGUGGUGCCCUUCAAAAACAUCAAUAGAGAUAGGCUCGUCCUAGUACAGCACUCAGCAACCCUCUGAGCCCUUAGAGUGACUAGCAUCUAAUUUCUUCCUACCAUAUCAUCCCUGAAUAAUAUCACAUUAACCCUUUAACACCCAAGAUCUUAUUAGUAAUUCUCCUCACUGUCUGUGAUACAAUUCUUAUGAUGUAAAUUUGGAGAAUUUGGUAUUGGAUCAAUUAAUAAUCACCUAGUUGAUAUUAUACUUUAUUCUCAUCACUUCUAUGCUUGAUAUUGUAUUGAUAUUGUAAGGAGAAAUUCUCUUUGAGUCACUCAUGGGAGGUAAAGGGUUAAGGUCAUGGGAAUAAAGGAAAUGACAAUCAAUUAAAGAAACUCUUGAUUGUUAUACAAAUUCUCCUUAUCAGCACCUUAGGAAAUGUAUAGAGAACAGUAUGGAGAAUAUGCAUACUGAUGUUACCAGUUAGAUGCAAGGGGUUAAAACAGAACUUAAAGAACUACACAUCAUAACUGCACAGUUUGGGUACCACAAGUAUACUUGUGUCAUUAUUUUGAAGAAAAAAUGCAAACUGAUUAAAUUUGAUUUUAUUUUUGUUUAAUUUCCAUUCAGAAAAUUGGUUGGACAGACAAGCAGUCAGCCAGGAGAUUGGUUAUUGUAAUAACAGAUGCUAAUUAUCAUUUUGCUGGUGAUGGUUUGGUGGGUUCCAGAUGUCAUAGAUAAUUUUCAUUUAAUUGAUUGUUAUUGAUGUUCAUGUCCAGCAUAGAGAGAGGUGGCCACAGUAUAGUGGGGCCAAAAUGGGAAUAGGAGAGUUGUAGGUACAUGUAUUGUAGUUAUGCUUUCCAGCAGAUGGGUAAAUUUAGCAAUUAUCUCAGUUUGAGAUUUGACUUUUAUUUAACUCCAACAAAUCAUUUUCACUUCUUGAAUCAAAUUUACUUGAAGACUUUCAUUCCAUAAGAUCUUAAAGUUAGAGAAUAUCACAAUAUGAUCUAUUGGUGAGAGCUAUGUGUUCAAGCUUUUGUUGAGAUGAUACAAUUAAUUUAGACUAGUCAUGGAGAGAGGAAAAAAAUAGGAUUGAUUAUAGACAGAUUUGUGUCAAAUUUUGUAACUUUUGGUGUCUUUUUCUUUUUGGAUACAGCUUGGUGGAAUUAUCAUACCAAAUGAUGGUCACUGUCAUACAGAACAUGGCAAGUACAUGGCCUCAACAACAAUGGUGAGCCACUAAUUCUUUGUUUACAAAGAUUUUCUGUAACAAGUGCUGAUUAGUUUCUUGCUAGUGAAGGAGGGCAGGUUCUGAUUUCCAUCUCCGGCCUUCACUCUCCAGCUCACUUGCAAGAGUGACUGGAAAAUAAUUACUACUUACAAUAUCAGUACAUUUUCACCAAGGAAGUUGAGGAGAAAGAAGAGUAUCAAGUAGAGAAUGUAAUGCUUGUUUUAAUGCUAGAUUCUAAGAGGAAAAAUUUCGAUGAAUUUUUGGUAUACUUUGACCCUUUAACUCCCAUGAGUGACCAAGACAGAAUUUCUCCUUAAAUUAUUAAUACAAUGUCAGGCAGACAAUUAAUGAGAAUAAAGAAAUAUAUCAAUUAAAGGAUAAUUAGUUGAUCCAAUACUAAAUUCUCUGAACUAACAUUAUAAGAAUUGUAUGGUUGACAGUAAGGAGAAUUACAAAUUUGAACUGGGAGUUAAAGGGUUAAGGAGAAUUUAGAGGGGUAGUUGCCAGUAGGACCAGCAUGUUCAGUCAUACUGUGAAAUAUUUGGCUGUUUAUUUUUUGUUUAUCAAUACACAUUUUAUUGCACAGGACUACCCGUCUCCAGGAUUUCUCAAACAGAAACUGAUUGAGGAGCAAGUGUCACCAAUCUUUGCAAUCAAUAAAACAAAAGUGCAUGUGUAUGAACAGUACAAAGUAUGUGUGUUUAAGCGAUUUUGUCCAAAUUUCAGAUGUUAGAAUUGUAAUGGCAAUAAGAACCUAGAAUCAAUUUGACAACAACAACAAAAAUCUAAAAUUAUGUCCAGUUGGUCUAUUAAACUGUGCCAUGCAAUAAGUUAACUUCUAAUCGGGCAACAUAGUUGUCAGGUAAAUCCGAGCAUUCUAAUUGGUUGUUAUUGACUAUUUAUACAGAAACAGUCAUAAACCGUGUAUUAUUGUUCGCAAAAACUGGCAAAUUCAAAAUAAACAAGUUUAGUCUAAGUACCUUAUAAUAAACUAUUUACUAACCUCAUUUGCUUGAACCGUACUGGGGAACAUUAGCCCUCGGCUGUUUUUGUAGGGAUAAAGGGGGAAAGUUUCUAAAGAAACUGUGGUACUGCAUCGGUGAGAGUGUAUAACAGGUUAAUUUAGUAUUUUCAACUGAGUUGAUAACGUAAAUUGGCCAUCGUACAGAGCUUAAAAGCUGACGUUUCAAAUGUAAGCACUUCAUCAGAGUGAUAAUUGUUUUUGUUUUUGUAUGGACCUCACUUUGCUUAGUCCGUGCAGCCCUAACUUCAGGUCAAUAUUCCAGUACAGCCCACACGCUCAGUGGGAAAAGAGUUAUUGUUACUUAAUACCUUAACGUAUCAUUUCAUAGGAACUAGUUGACUUCUUUGGCAAAGAGUCUGGAGCUGUGGUUGAUUUACUGAGUGAAGACUCCUCUAACAUAGUUGAGCUUAUCCGAGAAGCUUAUGAGGUGAGUUUCAUUUCAUUUUUCCCUAAAUUUAAAGGCACCAAAUACUAUAAAUAUUAUGGACAUAUUUAUUACUCUUAAUUCUUUCUCACUUUUCAUUUCAUCUAAAUCUCCACCAUCUCCUCCAUGAUUUUUGCCUCUUUAUGCCACGUUAAUAUAACUCUCACCUACUACUUCAUCUGAUACCAUUCCUCCUCAAGCUCUACACUUUGCUGCAGUUAGGAUGACUGUUUAGCUUCAAAAUUGUGACAGCUGUCUUAAGGGGACAUAUACUUCCUUGAAGACACUGUUUAACAAUGUGUGCUAAUUUGAUCCUAGUGCAGGUGAAAUGUAAUUCUUAAUAGUACCAGUAACUACAAUUUAUCCAAAGUGCUCUUACUACUCUCUUGUUUGAAGACAAUUGCCCAAACGCAGACAAUACGCGACACAGCACCAGAGGGCGUGAGGGUUAAUUACACAGCUUACUGUCCGUAAGUGAUCAACUUCUGUUCCUUUUGUUGUUAAUUAAGUGUAGUAUUAAAGCUAGAGUUGAUUGCUUAAUAGCAAACUUCAGUGUGGAAAACGGGUGUCAUUGACAACCCAAGUGGACUUUAUCAAGUGAAACAGCUUGAUUAAUUGCAACUUGUGAACGUGUGGUUGGGAAUCCUUUGGCAGUAGAAGACCAAACUGCUAAUUUCUGAAAUUUGCAAACCCUACUUUAAGUGCAAUGCACAAGGAGUUUCUUUUAACAUUCUGAAUGGUAUCUGAGAAGAUUUUUGGCGAAGACAAAACGCGAUAUCAUACCAGCCAGAAUUUUUUCUUGUUCAUGAGUACUUGACACCUCUUUAUUGCGUGAAUUUUAUUGGUCAAAUGAUAUUUAAGAGUCUUAAGAAUCGUGUGAAACUUAUGAAGCAUUGACUUUUAAUUGGAGUUAAUUUUUCAUGUGCUUGAUAAGCAUCUGAGCAUUUAGCAAACAGUAAAAGUUGUGUAAGCUGGAGUACUGAAUGUCGUUUUAAGCAGACUCUUUAUUUAUUUGUAGUGAUGGAGUACAAGUUGGGUCCAGGACAUGUGCUAAUGUUCAGAUUGGACAGAAGGUCAGCUAUUACAACACACCAAAUCACCAAUUAACUUAACAGUAAUAAACAAAAUAUUUUUAUGGAAGGAAAACAAUCUCUUGUGUUAUUUUAGGUGUCAUUUGAGGUCUCAGUUACAAUUGAAGACUGUAAUCUGAAGGAAAAGAGGUAGGUGUAUCAUCUUUCUUGAAUCAGAAUGAUCUUUGAACUGAAUUUACCCUAGCCACUGCUAUCUUUGUGCUUUAGUAGUCCAAUUUUUUGGUAGGUUAGAUUCAUUAAUAUUUGCUUUUGAAUAAUUAAUUUUUCUCUUUCUGCCUUUCAUCACAGUUUUUCUCUGGUCACACCAUUUGGAAAUGUGGAUAUAAAUUUGGAUUUUAUUUGUAGCUGCCAGUGUGAGAAAGAUGAGAAUGCAGUAAGUCGCCUCUAACAUUUUGAAUUUUUUAAGCAAAAUAUUGAUAAUGUAGCAUCCUGUCCUUUAGAAAUACACAAGGUUUCUUGGUGCUACCUGCAGAAACCGCGGAUGUGUGCUGGCAGUUUGGGGCCACUCAGCUCUGAUAUGUAACCUUUAAAAAAGGAAAAAAAACCGGACGUGCAGAAGGGAUGCUCUUCCAUUAGAGGUGUCUACCCAGUGGUGUGGCAUCCAUUUAUACCUCAAGGCAGACGUUGUUGGAAUAAAGGGAAGUUCCUUAUCCAAGAGCGCAGCACAGUGCCUCUAAUGGGGGCUUUUCAGAACACUCUGUCUUGUGGUUGAUGUACUGUGUUAGUUAAGAAUCUGAUAUGAUAACCUUUUGAAAAGGACAAAAAAAAAAUCGGACUUUCUUCCAUCAAAGAGUGUUUUCUGAAUGGGAUACUGUCUUGGGCUCAAACUCAGACCUCUCAAUUUAUAUUCCCAUGAGCCCAACAAACAGACUGUCUCAAACCAGACCUCUCAAUUUAAAGACCCCUGGAGAGACUAUAUUAAAAUGAAUACAUUUGUAUCUUCUUGCAGGAAGAAUCAAGCCCUUACUGCUCUGGAAAUGGCACACUUACUUGUGGACAGUGUAAAUGUGACAAAGAUUGGUAAGACUAAAGUGACAUGUAUUCACCGAUCUGUUGAUAAAGUUAAGACAAGGUGGACAAAGUUAAUGAAACAAUUCACCUCCCUCUGGCAAACAUGAAAUAUAGUAUAUUACGUGGACCUCCCCGUAGAUACGAAUUUCAUCUCUGAGUGUUUAUAACAUUUCUUACGCUCAAGCGAAGCGAUCUUGUUAUAGAUGACGUCAACGCAGAAAGAUAAAUUCGAAUCCCCAAGCAGAAGUGUAGUGUCCUGUUUAUUAUAUAUUAAUUAUAUAUUAAUUAUAUAUUAAAUUUUGUUAGAUAAUUAACAAUUUAGCUACUCUUUUAAGACCUAGACCCAUACAUCAUUUAUUUCCUGAGGGGUGGGUGGAAUGAUUGAAGAGUUUUGGUGGAUGACAUGGUUUUCAGUAGGAAUGAAGGGGGGAAGAACGCAGUAUCAAGGGGGGGGUGGGGGGAGAAAAUGGCAUGUUUCUUUCAUCUAAUUCACCCCCACUCCCCUUCUCUCUUCACCCCUUAGGAGCGCAAUCGAAAUCCUUCUCCUCACCCCCUCCCCCAGGCGAUAAGUAUAACCGGUUUCUUAUGCACAGAUCUCCUUCACUUUGAUUCAUUCCCUAAACUGGUAUCACUGUAAUGUUUCAUUAAUUUUCACAUGAUUACCAUUGGUCUUCGUAGGGCUGGACGAAAAUGCCAGUGCCGAGAUGAAACUAAAAGUUCUCCAGAACAUUGCAUUAGGUAUGGUUUGAGUACAAGCUUUGCGUAUUAUUAUCUUUGUCUAUAGGUUCCACCGAUGACGUUAAAGCACAGAUUGUUUUCGCUUCAGGUCUUUCACAAAAUUUUUGUACUUUUGUAUUUGUUGUUCUGUUUAUUUUGUUUUGUUUUGAUUUUACUUUCCUUUGCUAUUUUUUCCUUUGUUGUCAUAAGUUUUUUUACUUUUAUUUUACAAGCGUUUAGAGAUGUUAGAACCAUUUGUAAAUUGGUAUUUUUUUUUCUUGAGUUUAAACUUGAAAUAUUACUUAAACUCUCAAUGAUUUAAAAUUUGUUAUCAUGACAGAAGUUGACCAUAAUUUUCAUUUGAUAUCAUUUCAUGAAUUUGAUUGUCUGAACUUAAUAUAUUCAUAUUAGGUUUGUCAUUGCAAUACUUAAAAAUUGUAGAAGUUUAAAUGUUAUAGUUAAACUCGCAAUUAAUUAAAAUAACAAACAGUUUGUUAUAAGUUAGCUGAAAAAAUGAUAAAGAUAAUUUUGGAGAAAUUUCUCACAGACUUGCAUUAAACAUGGCUCCGAAUAAUACUAUACUUAAAUGUGACCUUCUUCUCUCUUUUCACAGUUUUCUGAAAGAGACUUGUUAUCUAAUAAUAUUAUGUUCCUUGAUAGAGCUUUUCGAUUGAGUGUCGUAAAGCAAAAGCCAAAGUAAUCACAUCAGCCAAUCAGAAGAAAGGAGAAUAAUUAAGGACCAAUGAGAACUCAAAGUAAAAAGGCGGGAACUAAAGCGCGGGGAAAACGCGGGAACUAAAGCGCGGGAAAACGCGGGCAACCAAUUCGUGAUUGGUGUUAGGAUAGAGUUGUGCGAGUUUUCUGGACCAAUCACAGAGCAAAAUACCGCAAAACGACCGCAAUUUCGGAUUACUUCUGACACUUAAUUGAAAAUUUCUCUAUUUUCAAGAUAGUAAACUUAGCUCCUUGAUGCUAUAAAUACUUUAAAAAUUUGCGUCAGUAUGUGGAGAAAAAACUAAUUUCAGAUCUCAUUGCCUGUGUGUAAAGAAUCUCUAGAUCGAAUCAAACUGCUUUGUUAAGGUUACAAGAAAUGGUUCGUAAUCGCAACUUUACGGCAAAGUAAGUAUUAAGAUAACUUUUAACAUCUUCUGUAUCAAUUAAAUAAAAUAACGGGGCUUUAAAGUAAUGAACCUGUAAUCUAUUUCUGUUCAGUGAACAGCUUAAGAUCGGUGAAUGGAGGCAUUGAUCGUUUAAAUCAAAUUUCAGGCGAAAAAAAUUAUUCUUAGUUAACAAGUUGUUGAGUGAUUAUAUUUUAAACUCGUGGAUUGUUGGUAAUUCUGUGUCGACUUAAACCCUUUAAAUUCUACAAUUUAACGUCCACAACUUUCUACUAAGAUCAUAGUGGUUGUUUAGUGCUACGCUAUUAAAAAAUUGAGACCUUUUAAAUGUAACCCUCUGGACUGAAACUUAACUCAACGAAAAUCAUUUGAGGUACUUACAAACAGUGGUCUUGACAAGUAAAGUGACUCUAAAACAGUAGAGCUUAGAAGGAUUGCCUAACUGAAAGGAAAACAUGAGUAGUUAAAAAAACAAGUUUUGCAUCUGUUUUUUUAAGCAGUUCUCUCUCUCUCUUUUUAAAGGAAGACUGUGAGUUGACCAAUACCCAAUUCCCAAGUUCUUCUCAAUGUGCCCACGAACGUUCUAAAAAUUCCGCUUGUUACUUCGUUCCAAAUUUGACCUCUUUAUUUUAUGGCACUCAGACCGCGUCCCUGAGUGUUAACUUAUGGCAUUAUGUCCCUAUAAUCCUACCUUAUCUCAAACACCUGGCAUUUCAAGCCCUGAUAUCCCGAAGUGUUUCCACCUGGAGUCCCUGAGUCCUCCUCGGGAGGUGUGAAGUGAAGGGUUAAAGAUAAAUUCAUGCUUCUAACUUCACAGGCUGUUCCUCAGUCGUUCCACUGUAAAGGUGCAUCAACUGUGAAAUUUGUGUUUCCCCAGGGACAAUUCAUCGGAUGCUGAGGUGUGCAGUGGACUGGGAACCUGCCUGUGCGGAGACUGCCAAUGUGAUAAGGGGGUAAGGCAGGGGAGGGGUGGAUUGUGCAAGACGUGCGGGGAGGGAAGGGGUGUAUUGUGUAACAGAUGAGGGGAGGGGUGGAUUGUGUAACAGAUGAGGGGAAGGGUGGAUUGUGUAAGAGGGGCGGAGUGGAUUGCGUAAGAGGUGAGGGAAAGGGUGGAGUGUGGAAAAGGUGAGGGAAAGGGUGGCUUGUGUAAGAGGGGAGGGGUGGAUUGUUUAAGAGGUGCAGGGAGGGGAGGGGUUGAGUGACUUGUGUAAGAGGUGAGAGGGGGGUGGAUUGCGAAGAAGGUGAUGUAAGAGGGAAAAGUCCUUGGUUCUAAUAAGCUGAUUGAUCAUGUAUUUUGAAUUUCAGUCUCGCCCUGGUGAAAUCAUUAACGGUAAAUACUGUGAGUGUAGCAACAUGGAUUGUCCUUCAGAUCGAGACACUGAUCUGAUCUGUGGAGGUAAGAAUAAGUUGUAUUUGAUAUUGAUCAGCGCACGGAAAGUAGUUUCGCGCGCCUCACUCCCGGAGUUCCACGUGGCGCAUUAAUUUUUUUCCGUCGUUCCUUUUUGACUCGCUCGACGGACUUCGCUGAUGAUGGAGUGUUCAACCGCAAAAGUGGAAGGUCUGAGGUUGGGAUCCUUGUGGCAAAGUCAGGUUUUUGCUUUGUCCCAUGCUCGUGAAAAAUGAACAACAUCUUUCUUUAUUUAAGAGAAAACUUUCUGGGGAGAAAGAUGCUUUAUUUGGGUACUUUUUUAAUUUUUAUGAUCCGCCGACUCUUUUAACUCAUGUGUUGUUGUUUUUGUUAGGUCCUGAUCAUGGCCAGUGCGUGUGUGGGAAUUGUAGUUGUAACGGAAACUGGACAGGCCCAUCUUGCAGCUGUACGACCAGCACUGAGGGAUGUAUGAAGGAUGGGGUGAGUCACAUGGUAGCUUAAUUGGUCGAGGCUCAAUGGUAAAUUAAGCGGCGAAGAAGAGAGAAAUGGCAAAUCUCUUCCUUGCUUUGACGAAUUCUUUGUACAAACGUAAAUUUCUGGUAGUAACAUUGGGGACCUUUAGCAAAACACGAAAGUGGCGGAUAUAAUUUUGUGUGCGUAGCGUCUACGACAUGAGCAACUAUGUGGCUAAGAGACAGGCAUGACAACAUAUCCUAAAGUUGAUGUUACGCUUUUUUUUUCGGUUUUGCACCCGUGCGUCGUUAUGUUUAUAUGUUGUUUCAAGAUUAUUUGACAAAACGUGUUGUAUCUUGCCAUGCUGUUGUUGGUGUGGAAGACCAGAAUCUGUCACUGCUUUUCUCAGGAAUAAAUUCUAGAAGGAACUCACUAGUAAUGGGCUCCUGAUUCCAGGCGAUAUUCCCCAUGGUAGCCUGCGAAUAGGCCCUCGUUGUUAGUGCUUCAGCACGAGCGUUUCUUAGCCCGCGGGAAAGUAUGACGCCUUGAGUAACGCAAGCCGGCUAAAGGUCUGGAAGAGGUCUGGGUUCGAGCACUCAUAACCGGGCGGAGAAACUAGAGUCCUGCAAUGUUUAUGUUCAGGGCCUGCUGGUGCUUGUAGGCUUUCUCCAAUGGGGAUGACCCAAUCUUGCCUCUUACUGGCUUGGAAGUAGAGUCAUUCCAUCACUCCUUUAAGUUACACCCUAGUCAAUGGGUAAAUCUCGCAAUUUCUGUCUUUGUUUCAGGUGCUGUGUAAUGGUUAUGGCUCCUGCCAGUGCGGUACCUGUGUAUGUAACGGAUCCACUGUGUACAGGGGAAAGUACUGUGAUGAAUGUCCGGUGAGUAUUCUCUAUAGUCAGAGAGACAAAUUGUGCAUUUCUUACAUGACAGUAUCUUUUUAAACGUCCAAUGCGCAUAUCAGAAGGAGCGUUCUGGUUUAUCCAAUGUGGAAAACUUCGUCAUUUACUUUACGGAUCGAUAUUUCUAUCCUUAAAAUAUUCGCAUAUACCUUUUUUUUCCUCCCUCUUUUGGUGUUUUUCUCUAAUGAAACUUUGUUUCAUUUUGUAGUCUUCUUAUAGGAGAUGAUGUUGCGCAUGUGUAAAAACAACUCAAAUUCCCUUCAAACUUCCACAGUAAUUAACUUAGAAGGAUUUUGUCGCAAUUAGAACUAGUUCACCUUACUCACGACCAGUUAUAAGUGUUUUAAGGGCCAUUUAUUUUUUAUGCAACGCACGUCGUUCCUUGUUGUAUGAAUUUGGUAUUAAUUGGAAUAAGGCUGAGCUUAGCUCCUGUGCGCGAAGCGGGGUAGUGGAGCCUCUGUACUUAGCAGAAUGUCAGUGGUAUUCUAUUAAGUCUAACAAAUUAGUUUGUAACGUCCUGUCCUUACUUCGUUUGGUAUUAUCAACUGAGUUGAUAAAGUAAAUUGGCCAUUGUUAGGAGUUUCAAAGUUGACCUUUCGAGCGUUACUCUCAAGAAUCUGUAUGAGAAAGAGUAUCAGUGUUCCGAUAAAUAAACAUCCCCCAUCCUCAUACCUUUUUUCUAGAGCUGUGCUGGAAAGUGUUCUCUGAACAAAGACUGUGUGCAGUGUUUGGCGUUCAAGAGUGGCGCAAUCAAAGCCGAGGACUGCAGUACUCGCUGCAAAGAUUUCAAGAUCAGUCAAGUCGAUGAACUUUCUCCUGGUAAGAGUUAACCCUUUACACCCUAACAUCAGUAUGCAUAUUCGCCAUACUGUUCUCUAUACAUUUCCUUGGUGCAGACAAGGAGAAUUCAGUUUCGACUUCGGUAUCUCAAUGAUUUGAUUUAAGAUUUCUCUUCACUUCUGAGGCUCUACUGGCUGAGACAAUAGAGCAUGUUCUCACGUAGUUCCAAUCAUUAUUUUGACGAACGAGAUCGUUUUUUGUUGUAUUGUUCAACAGAAAUGGGAGAAAGGUGCACAUUUAAGGACGAUGAUGACUGUUCGUUCAGCUUCAGCUACAAAGAGAACCCUGGCAAGGAUGUGCUUAUAUCCGUCCAGAAGGAGAAAGGUACAGUGGUGGUCUCGCUAAAUAUAUGCCCAGACAUUGUGUAUACCCAAACUCGGACUCCAACGUUAUGGUGGAGUAUAUUUGGAUGCUUGUAGCUUUUUCGUGUUUAGGUCCAUGAGUUAUACGUUAACUAAAAUUAUCGAAUCAGUGCUUGAUACGAUUGGUUGAGAGGGAUACGGAGCGGAGUAAAGCAAAACCAGUGCAAUCCCGCUUUCCUUCAGUAAUAACCUACAUGAAAAAAAUUACGCGCUUCUGAUUGGCUGAAAACGAGUGUAUUCUCUUUUAACGCGUGUGCAAAUUUGUAACAUUCUGUGAUGUUUUUCCAAGUACAUUAUUAAAAAGUAAUAACGUGAUUUCUCAAAAAAAAAAAAAACAAAUUGCACUCGCUCUACGGGCUUGUGUAAUUUUGUUGUCUUUGAAAAAUUAACUCGUGCUUAUUUACACCAAAUUGCACGCGAAAUCAUGUUAUUACCUACAUUUAAACUCUCAAUUGUUAAAAUUCUCUAAGGUUAAACCACAGCAUUUGUUCACACACCAGUUCCUUCAGCUUGUUUUUCCUUCUUUCGCAAGUUUGUCCCAAGGAAGCCGAAGCACUUGCUGUUAUACUGGGUGUUGUCGGAGGAGUACUGGGUGUGGGUCUAGCUCUGCUCCUUAUAUGGAAGUUACUCGCUACGAUCCAGGUAUGAAGACUACUCCCAAGUUUAGGCGCCUUGAUGUAAGGCUGUCAGUCUCGACGGAGACAACGCGUUAGUCUUUUGCAAGAGAAUAGAAAGUGGCCCAUUUUCGGCGUUGUUAAGUAAAUGUAGAUCUCUAAACAGAUAUAUUAUUUUUCAGUGCCAUUUCCGUUUUGGGACCUUUUUCUCGAGUUUUGCAUCUCGACAUAUUUAUCCUAAUUUUUUUUUCAAGUUUGUCAUCUGCAGUCUGUUCUAAUCUUCUUCAUCCACUUUUAUCAGUCUUGUUCCUUCUUGGUUUAUGAUUGCCUCUCAUGCGUUUUCUAUCAUAGCAAGCUGAAAUAUAUGUAACCCCCUUUUUGCUGAAGGUAGAGUUACACUCGAGUUAGCUCCUUACAUACCUGAACUUUGAUUUUACAGGACCGACGAGAAUUCGCCAAGUUUGAGAAAGAAAGACAGAAUGCACAGUGGGACACAGUAAGUGGAAUUUAUUUUUUUUUUCACCUAGUGACCAUUUUGACAGGUUUGAAUCCGUAAAAAAGCCCUAUUUUGUGGUAUUUUAGUUUUGAAUGAUUUUUUCUUCAGCAAGAGGUCACUUUGUGUUUCCUGGUUUGGUAUAUCUCACGAUAGCAAUUGGCAAAAGGCACCAAUCCUUAUUUACAAUUAUAAAGGGGGUAAGUUUCUAAGGAAACUGUGGUACUGCGUCGGUGGGAGAGUAGAACAGGGUAAUUUAGUAUUAUCAACUGAGUUGAAAACGUAAAUUGGCCACCGUAAAGAGUUUAAAGGCUGAAGUUUCGAGCGUUAGCCGUUCGUCAGAGCGAAACGUCAGCCUUUAAACUCGAAACGUCAGCUGUUAACCUCUUUACUGGCAAUCAGUUCAUUUGACCUUUGAGGGGAAACAAUGGCGAGGAACGUUUAAUACAGAACCCUUCGAGCGAAAUUAUUCUGACACCCCCUCCCCCCUUGGAAUUCCGAUGGUUCACCCGUAGGGAAUUCUUUAGUCCUCAUAAGCGCAAUUUCAGACUUUUCCUUUGCUUUACAGGGAGAGAAUCCAAUCUUCAAGCAGGCGACCACUACUUUCCAAAAUCCCACUUAUGGGGGAAAAUGAGAGAAGAAAACCUCAAUUAUGGAGAGGAAAACUUUAGCUGUGAAUAUCUUAAUAUGGGAGGAAUGUUUUUACGAUCGGCUGCCUUUAUUUUAUGUUUGAUGGAUUGACGAAGGUCCUCCUGAUUGAAGGGUAAAAUAAAGAUCUAAUGCAUGCGCACAAGUUCCCUCUUGUCGACAGUACCAUCUGGGUUCAUCCUUUGCGCAUGCCUAGUGCCUAAGUUCUUGAAAUUCUAAGGUUGUGAGUUUAGUUUGGAGUUGUAGAAAGUAUACUGACGAUAAAAAUUUUCAAGUAAAUUUUGACCUUAAGAUAAAUUUUAAACUCAAAGUGGCCAAGUGCUUACCUUUGGCAGUGCUUUAUUUAUUACUGUUAUUUUGAUACGGAAACAGUUUGUCUCGAUAUUUCAAUUUUGUUAUCUGAAGUUUGGAAGUACAUUUUACUAGGCUAUUUUUGUAUUCGUUUUCUUAACAAUAUAUUUUUAGUACUAUUGGCUCGCCUCCUAAUUGUUGUUGUUCUUGUAGAUGUUGUGAGUCUUGCUUGUUUGUUUAUUUGUUCAUUUGUUUAUUUUAUAAGGUUUUUUACAUUUUCAAACUUUGUUGAAACUUAAACUGGCAAUGAAAUUUUUGCCUAGCCAGCUUCAUCUGAUGUAAUUAAAUGUCGGUUGAUAUUCCC
Molecule: messenger RNA, 19698 nt
Organism: Pocillopora meandrina
Lineage: Eukaryota; Metazoa; Cnidaria; Anthozoa; Scleractinia; Pocilloporidae
Source: the annotation of a GenBank genome assembly